UAACACGAGAUGGACAAGCACCCUCAUCACAUGUGUGGAUUCUGGGGUUCUCCGCGUCUGGGGUGACAACGACAAGGAGACCUCCUCUGACCCAGUGAGGCUCCCCUGCCCUGAUCCUCGUGGUUGGGGAAGCUCCUGGAACUGAGGGUGGGCCCUGGGGUGUGUAGGAUGCGGCAAGACCCAGUGCACCCCCACGUAGUUGCCACAGGUGGGAAGGAGAAUGCUUUGAAGGUGUGGGACCUGCAGGGGUCUGAGGAGCCUGUGUUCAGAGCCAAGAACGUACGGAAUGACUGGCUUGACCUGCGAGUUCCCAUCUGGGACCAGGACAUACAGUUCCUCCCUGAGUCGCAGAAGCUCGUCACCUGUACAGGGUACCACCAGGUCCGUGUCUAUGAUCCAGCCUCCCCACAACGCCGGCCAGUCCUCGAGGCCACCUAUGGAGAGUACCCGCUGACCGCUAUGACUCUCACUCCCGGGGGCAACUCGGUGAUUGUAGGAAACACUCAUGGGCAGCUGGCAGAAAUUGACCUUCGGCAAGGGCGCCUACUGGGCUGCCUGAAGGGGCUGGCAGGCAGUGUCAGAGGGCUCCAGUGCCACCCUUCGAAGCCUCUCCUAGCCUCCUGUGGCUUGGACAGAAUCCUGAGGGUACACAGGAUCCGGAAUCCACGGGGCCUGGAGCACAAGGUUUAUCUGAAGUCUCAGCUGAACUGCCUUCUUCUGUCAGGCAGGGAUAACUGGGAGGAUGAGCCGCCAGAGCCUCCAGAGCCGGCUAAGUUGUCCUCGGAAGACGCAGAGGCAGAUGAACUUUGGGCCUCCCUGGAGGCAGCUGCCAAGCGCCAGCGCCCUGCUUUGGAGCAGACAUCAGGGGUCUUCCCAACCGGGCGGAGAAAGAAGAAGCGGCCUGGCUCUGCCAGCCCCUGAGGGGCCUGAGCUCACUUUGUAAAUAAACAGCUGACACCCA
Messenger RNA from Myotis brandtii (Brandt's bat), 961 nucleotides. It is a transcript of the gene WDR74, whose product is annotated as WD repeat domain 74. The transcript has 9 exons. Gene Ontology annotation, cellular component: preribosome, large subunit precursor; nucleolus. NCBI's taxonomy places the organism in Eukaryota, Metazoa, Chordata, Mammalia, Chiroptera, Vespertilionidae. The record is from RefSeq and is a predicted model, not a curated record. Gene Ontology annotation, biological process: ribosomal large subunit biogenesis. The coding region runs from base 169 to 921 and encodes 250 amino acids. Gene Ontology annotation, molecular function: protein binding.